Molecule: messenger RNA, 1842 nt
Organism: Thalassophryne amazonica
Lineage: Eukaryota; Metazoa; Chordata; Actinopteri; Batrachoidiformes; Batrachoididae
Gene: bud13
Product: BUD13 homolog
Exons: 10
Coding region: 20-1801 (593 amino acids)
Biological process (GO): mRNA splicing, via spliceosome
Cellular component (GO): U2-type spliceosomal complex; RES complex
Molecular function (GO): RNA binding
Source: RefSeq, a predicted model, not a curated record
AGAAGACGUCUAAAUAAUUAUGGCUGCUUUCAGUGGCAGCAGUAAAGUAGUAGAGCUUUCCAAGGCUGAGUACUUAAAACGAUAUUUAUCUCCAGAUGAAGACACCAAGAAGUCGAAAGGCAAGAUUAAAAAGAAGCGACGGAAUAUUCCUGGAAAAGGAUUAAAAAUAGUAGACGAUGAUGUGGACUGGAAACAGAUGGUGAAACAGGAGAAGGAAAUUGAGGAAGACGAAGAUGAGGCUCCUGUGAUUGCUGAAGUGAUUGAUGAUCGACCAGAAGAGGUGAAACAGCUGGAAGUGUUCAGAAACAGCAACAGAUGGAAAGUGAUUGGCGGUGAUGAAAACAAAGUCUCUGAGGCAAAAGAAAGAGAAAGUGAAAUUUCAAAGCCCGAGGCAAUAAAGAAAGGUCAUCAUGGUUCUCCACAACAAUCAUUCAAGAAAAGAAGACAGGAUUCGCAGCUCAGAAAGAAUCAACAUGACUCCUCAGCCUCAUCCUCUCCCAGAAGGGAAUGUUGGGAUUCCCCAGAUGUGUCUCCUCCCAGGAGUGCUCGUCAUGACUCCCCAGAUGCAUCCCCUCCCAGGAGUGCUCAUCAUGACUCCCCAGAUGCAUCCCCUCCCAGGAGGGCUCGUCAUGACUCCCCAGAUGCAUCCCCUCCCAGGAGGGCUCGUCAUGACUCCCCAGAUGCAUCCCCUCCCAGGAGGGCUCGUCAUGACUCCCCAGAUGCAUCCCCACCCAGGAGGGUUCAUUAUGACUCCUCAGACGCAUCCCCUCCCAGGAGGAGCCAUAGUAACUUGGCAGACUUGUCCCCUCUAAGGAAACACUCAGGAAAAUCUUCAAAGUUCCAAAGGGCAGAUUCAUCCCCAGUCAGGAAAAAGACUGGCUCAUCAUCAAGUCAAAAACAUUCACCAGAUUCUCAUCGGUCGCUGCCAGCACGCAGGGAUCAGAACCGACACGAUUCAGACUCUGACCAGUCACCUCCACGAAAAAAGCCACUGAAGGAAGAAGACUCUGAUCAAUCUCCACCAAGGAGGCAGACAAAAGCACUAGGCUCCAAACGCGAUCGGUCUCCCCCCAGAAGACAACCUGUGAAGACUCAGGGCUCUGAUUCAGAUCAGUCUCCACCCAGGAGGCGAAUACAUAGUCCAAAGGUCGCCGAUGAUGACCUGUCACCUCCUCGUAAGCCUGGCCAUUCACAGGGCCAGACAAUGCUUUCUGGGGGGAAGGCAGGACUUAUUUCUGCAGAUGUUCUAAGAAAAGAGCAAGACGAAAGUCGACGCAGGGAAAGACGCAACCUGCCGCUAGAAAAUGAAUCACGCAGUGCUCAGACUGUAUUCCGAGACAAGAGUGGUAAAAAACGAGAUCUGGAUUCUGAGAGAGAAGAGCAGAAGAAGAAAGCUGGAGAACAAGCAGCAAAGGAUGAGAAAUACGCUCAGUGGGGUAAAGGAUUGGCUCAGGCACAGAUAAAUCAGCAGAAACUUGAAGAUGCACUGCACGAAGCGCAGAAGCCACUAGCACGUUAUUAUGAUGACCAGGAACUCGAUCGCAUGUUAAGAGAGCAGGAAAGAGAAGGAGAUCCUAUGGCUGCAAUGAUCAGACGGAAAAAAGAACGCACUGAAAAGUCACAAGAAAAACCUCGGUAUAAAGGGCCGGCACCACCUCCAAACCGUUUCAAUAUUCCACCCGGAUAUCGUUGGGAUGGUGUUGACAGGUCAAAUGGCUUUGAAAAGAAGCGCUACACGCUGAUGUCGGAGAAAAAAGCGAUUCAGGAGGAAGCAUAUAAAUGGAGUGUGGAGGACAUGUAAUGUCAGGCAGAAACACCGCUGCCGAGCUGGACUACUUAAAG